AUGGCAGAUAAAAAUAACAAUUAGUCACCGUAAAAUUGCUAAUCUAAUGAAGAGGAUGAGGUAUGGGCUAAGAUGAACUCCCUCACUAAAAAAAUAAAGAAUGUUGAGAUACGACACACGCAUUUUACUAUUGGUCGGGCCUCUGGCAACUUGAUAUAAAUCAAAGAUAUUAGAUUGUCUGGGCGUCAUUGCAUUAUCAAUAGAAUGCUUGACGAAAACGGGAAAAUGAUAGUUUGUUUGGAGGACGCUUCAACUAAUGGCACUUAUCACAAUGGCUCGUUGAUCGGAAAAGGGUCAACCAGAGAACUGAAAAAUGGGGAUGAAAUAUUCCUACUCAAGGAAGGAGAGGGCGUUUCUACAGAAGAUGAAAUCGGCUUCAUUUUCGUUGUUUUAAAAGAUUUUUCAAAAGCUGAAUAGCCGAAUUCAUAAGACAAGGCUAAUGAUCAGGAAAAGCUUGAAAAAGAAAUUGAGAAAUCAAGAUUAGAGAUCAAUCAAUCAAAGGAAGAGCUAGAGAAAAAAGCUUAGGAGGAGCAGAAAAUCAGGAAGUAGAUUUCUUAAAUGGCUGAUUAAUUCGAUUGCGGCAUAUGCUACAUGACGAUGCAUUAGGCUGUGUCUUUAAUGCCUUGCUUGCAUACAUUUUGUGGAGGCUGUUUCUCCGACUGGCUGAACAGAUAAAAAGAUUGCCCAAGUUGUCGCGAGAAUGUAGUAGAAGUAAAAAAGCAUUCCCUUAUAAAUUGCUUAAUUGAAAACUAUUUGAACAUUAAUCCUUAGCUCAAAAGAUCAGAAGAGGAAAUAAAGCACCUUGAAUCGCUGAAUAUGUUCAAAAAUGAUAUAGUCAAUAUCGAUAAAUUGCUUGAGGAGCAGCAGAAACAAAAGAAUGCCAAGUUAUAAGCGCAGCAGUAACAAGAGUAGUAAAAUAAAGACAUUAAAAUGAAGGAUGAAAGUGAAAACAAUGAUUAAGAAGAUCCAGAUGGUUUAAUUAGUUCUGAAGACUCCGCUGAGGAAGAACUGCCUUAAAAAAGGGUUAUGAAUAAAAGAGGAGUAAAAACUCCGAUUCCUAAACCCACUAAAAAAUAGUAAAAACCAAUAAGGAAAAUACCUGUGACUAUAUAAAAUAAGAAAAAAGCAGUCGCUCCUGCUAAAAAAAGAUGA
Molecule: messenger RNA, 1152 nt
Organism: Stylonychia lemnae
Lineage: Eukaryota; Ciliophora; Spirotrichea; Sporadotrichida; Oxytrichidae
Source: the annotation of a GenBank genome assembly